This is a messenger RNA of Acanthopagrus latus (yellowfin seabream), 1778 nucleotides long. Its product is annotated as P2Y purinoceptor 1-like. The coding region runs from base 1027 to 1707 and encodes 226 amino acids. Gene Ontology annotation, cellular component: membrane. The record is from RefSeq and is a predicted model, not a curated record. Gene Ontology annotation, biological process: G protein-coupled receptor signaling pathway. Gene Ontology annotation, molecular function: neuropeptide receptor activity. Lineage: Eukaryota; Metazoa; Chordata; Actinopteri; Spariformes; Sparidae. The transcript has 2 exons.
UCUACCUUACAUCAGUUGCCAACUUGUCUUGGAUUGUGGCAAACUUUGCACCGCAAAGAUGGACGUAUUUCCACAAAUUACAUUUGAUUUAAAUUACGAAUGGUCAGACUCAAAGGAGGACGAAGGGAAGGAGAGAGGCCAGGAUACAUCAGCGCAAAUCAGGUGCGUUGAUAUGACAUCAGCUGACCUCGACAAAUUAGAGAAGAGCAAAAAUUAAGCCAACCUGCUUUGUGCUGAUGCAGUGCAAAGUUUGCCACAAUCCAAGACAAGUUGGCAACUGAUGUAACGUGGGGUGAUAUGUCUGUAAAAAGUCCCAGUGCGGUUGUACUCUGUAUCAGCACUCAUGGAAUGCCACUUGUCCAAUGAAAUUACAUGGUCGGAACUAACUGUUGCAUGAAUUAAAUUAAUACGGACUCAAACAUAUAACUUAAGCUUUGUUUCAGAGUGAAUUCUACAUAAACAUAAAGUGUGUCUUAUGCAGAUAUUAAAUAUAUAGGUAAUGCAUUUCAAAUGGCUUAUUCUGUCUCUAGUAACAAACUACACACCUUAAUUAUAGUUAUAAUUAUUUAAAUUAUAUAUACUGACUUAACAUGAUAGAAAAACUUGGCAUUAAGUGUGACCGUUUACAUCGACUUGAUGUGGAUAGCCUAAAAUGUAUUUGUCAAGUCAUAUUGUUGGUGGCAUCAGCCCACAGUGGAGCAGCUACAACAAGUGCUUUGCUUCAGGAUGUGGUAAACCAAACUGUUAUUCUGAACACUAGCAGAUUAGAGAUAAGAAAGCUAGAGCUUCCAUGGUGCUUACGUCUUGCAGACACACCUUUUUUCUUAGACUCUACAUCGAUUUGCAAACCAACCAACUGAAGUCAUUUCCUGAAUGCUGACAGGUUACCUUAAACGUAGUAUGUAGAGGCGUGGGCUUAAAACAGGAAGUCCUCUCUAAAGUACUCAUGCUCCGAUUCAGUUUUUAUCUGUUCAGAGGACUAAAUCAUUCACACAGGGAAGAAACUGUCGUUCUGCUGUCCAGAAGAUGAUGAAUACUACCACUUGUCCUCGUAUCAGCUUGGACUUUACAGGCAGAUUCCUGCUUCCUGUUUACAUCUUAGUGUUCAUCGUUGGUCUGAUAGCUAAUGGAUGGGGACUGAAGUCUCUGCAGCACAACUGGACAAAGCUGGGUAACGUCAACGUGUUUGUUUUCAACCUUGGACUUACAGAUGUUUUGUACCUGCUCACACUCCCAUUUUUGGUGGUGUACUACUUCAUGGGGAGUAAAUGGAUCUUUGGAGAAACAUUCUGCAAGAUAACAAGAUUCUGCUUCAAUGUGAAUCUAUACGGCAGCAUUGGAUUCCUGACUUGUAUAAGUGUGUACAGAUACCUGGCCAUUGUUCAUCCAAUGAGAGCGAUGGGAAGAAUAACUGUCACCCAUUCUGUGAUGAUCUCGGUCACAGUCUGGCUGUUGGUGAGUGUUCAAAGUCUUCCAGACAUGUUCUUCCCCAAGACAUUUAGAAACAAGCCUGAACAAUGCUUCGAUACCACGGAUAACGACCAUGUUGAGGAGUACCUGAAAUAUAAUCUUGGAUGGACCCUCACUGGGUUUUGUAUCCCGUUACUCAUCACACUGGGCUGCUACGGACAUGUGAUUGUUGUUCUCCGCAGCACAAAUACUAUUGACAAGUGCUCUCAACCCUCUGGUUUACCUCCAUGCACAUGAAGACAUUCGUGCUCAGCUCAGACAACUGAUCCAGCAAGCUCGUCAGGCUGUCAUGCGACCGUCCGCCCCCC